Molecule: messenger RNA, 615 nt
Organism: Cylicocyclus nassatus
Lineage: Eukaryota; Metazoa; Nematoda; Chromadorea; Rhabditida; Strongylidae
Source: the annotation of a GenBank genome assembly
AAAUUCCAGGUUAUGGCUCUGAUCCAGGUUGUUGUGCUGGCGUUAUGCGCCCUGAUGGCUAGCGCAAACUCUUUGCGAGCAAAACGACAGCUGAGCCCUGCUGUCCGAUUGGAAAGCGAACUGCAUCCUCUUAUGAUGGGCAUGUAUGGUUUUGGAUCCGAGACGUCCGCUUUGAAACGAUCGCCAAUCACUUUGAAACGCCACAUUUCUCCUUCAUUUGACGUAGAAGAAGAUGUUGGUAAUAUGCGUGCUCUGAUGGACAUUGGAAAACGUGGGCUAAGCGUAGCUGACGAUGUUGACCGACAAAUGCAGAUGUACCAUCGACUUUUCGAUGCUGGUAAAAAACGUGCAGCCCUGUCGCCGUCAGCUGAUCUGCAAAAUGCGAUGGACUUGAGCAGCUACCUGGAGCGAGCCGGAAGAAAGUGAAUAGAAAUAAAAUUCGAGAGAUCAACAAUCGACUGACAAUCCCAUCCACACGAUUCUUACUAGGAUGCACCACAACUUUUGAUUUUGCGUAGUUGAGUAUUUUAUGUAUAGCUGCCUUGAGUGAUGAUAAUACCACCUGCAAUGCGCGUGAUGCUUAUGAUGAUCUCAGCUUGGUGAUAAAGAUUGAAC